AUGACGGGAUCAUUGUUUGGCUAUAGGGAGAGUUCAGGCCAGGAAGUGGAUGGAACCACUGAUAAUUAUAUCCAGUCGAAGACUUUACAUCUUAUCAACGAAGCCGACGAACCAUCUCUUACUCACUUUCUUUUGGCCGCGCAUACAACCUCUUUAUCUGCGACCGAGAAAGAAGCAUGUGCAGCCGGCCUAUGGGACCGCAUACGACAAAAGAAAGACUCGCUCAAGAUUACCCAAAUGAUGCUACGCAUCUUUUCCUUAUUAUCCGAACAGCCAACUCCCGAAGUAGUCCAGUUCUUCUUAGAAGCCUUAGAAAAGCCCAUCACUAAUGAUACCGAAAGAGUUAUUUGGAAGAACCAAGUCCUAGAAUCCGCAUUACAUCUAAGCCACCGCCAUCCCCAACCAUUCCAAGCCGAUCUUGAGUUUUUCAAAGCCGUACAAGACCAUCUAACUAUCUCCCCCCGCAAAACUCUAGCCCUUCUCAUCUGUUUAGUCACAGCCAGCACCUACAAGCUAAUAGACAAACCAGCCAUUGAACAACUCCAACAUAAAAGCAAAGGUUCACUCCUAGUUAAUUGUGAAGUUCUCCUGGCGUACAUUGAAGGGUACCAACUCAUGGGUCAAAGUCCCGAACUUGAUGAACAAGUCUAUGAAAAGCGACUAGCCCUCCCCUGGGACAAGAGAAAGCUCAGUUACUUUCCAUUACAAUCACUCAACUUGAAAGUCCUCGUUGAUUCAUUACUACAAAAGAAGAGUGCCCCAUUAGUCUUCCCCGCUCUAGCUUUCCUCGUUUCCGCAUCUGCCGGCAGUGUCGCCCAGUACUUACUCGAUACCGGCGACUUCCAUAAGAUUACUCGAGAAGCUCUAUCCAGUACAGGCAAGGACAGAUUACGUAUAGAGCACUUUCUUAUCUUAGUUUUAGAAACCAGCCGCCGAGCCGCCACGGCCAUAGCUGAAGAAGGCUAUGUUGAUAAUAUUAUCAAACGUCUAGAGAUCAAAAUGGACAAUGGCAUUCUUGAUGGCGAAGUUUAUUCAUUCCUUUGUCUCCUCCGGCUACUCGCCCGCACACCCCAAAUCAUCAGCAGUUUCAUGUCAACCUUCCAAGUCAUUAACCUAAUUGAACGUCUAGCCGCCAAUGCUAGCAAGCUCCACCACAAAGACAGUUAUUCCAGUCUAACCCAAUCCAUUUGCCAGUACCUCAAACUCAUUGGCAAUUUAGUUCUCUUCAGCCAUCGUUGGAAAGAGAUAGCCAUCGACUCUAUUUUCCCAUACAUAAGCAACUACCUCCACCAUCCCGAGUUUUCGAUUGAAGCUCUCACGUUCAUCAAAAUGCAUCUCUAUGAAUGCAAAGAAGACCUUCUACCUCGCAUUUACCGCGCCCUCCCCAAAUCCUUCUUUGAGAAGACCAACUGGACCAAGCCCGAAAGACUCGAGUACUACCGCAUUUACCGCAACUUGAUCUGUGUAGCCCGCAACCUCCCAGAAAUUGGCCAACUAGUUACUCGUCUCAUCAACGAAACUCUCCGACUAACCGAGUCUUUUACUGCCCCACAAGCCAGUAUUGAUCCCAUUGAUAUCGACCUAUCAAGUGAACUUCUUUUCAUUCUAGCCAACAUUGCCGUUAUUACACAAGAAAAAGCCCUCCAUCCCCAUCUUAUUUCCGCCGCCAUAGAUCUAGCCGCAAUCUCCCCAUCUCUAACUAUCCCCUUCAUCUGGUACUUAACUAACAUCACCUGGAACAACCCCAGCAUUAUUCCUCUUCUCCUUACCUACAACAUCCAAAGCAUUCUCCAGUCGAAAAAGACCACCGACCCCGACAUCAACGAACGCAUCAACCAACUUUCCACCUUCAUCAAAAAGAACGCCCACCACCGCCAUCCCCAACCCGUCCAAUAA
Messenger RNA from Nematocida homosporus, 1896 nucleotides. RefSeq lists its product as uncharacterized. NCBI's taxonomy places the organism in Eukaryota, Fungi, Microsporidia. The record is from RefSeq and is a predicted model, not a curated record. Bases 1 to 1896 code for a protein of 631 amino acids. The transcript has a single exon.